AUGCCCGUUCAGAAAUCGGAGAUGAGACUAGUAGGAAAAGGUGUCAAAGGGACAACCAGGCUGCCAUGGGGCCCUCCAGGCCCCCUAGGCCCUCUCGGCGCUGGGCAGUCUCGGAGACGCGCGCACACGAGCUGCGGCCGCAGGGCCCCCUUCGAGCCCUGGGGUUCGAACGGGGCCACGUUCGGCGACACGGCCAAGGACGUGCUCUUCGACAUGUUCAAGGGCCCCGACGACACCGUGGCCAUCGGCAAGUUCCUGUCGAGUUUGACCGCCCUGGGGCUGCGGCACUCGGACCCGCGCCUCAAGGAGAUGAAGCAGCGCCUGAUGGAGGUGGUGACCCCCGACGACCUGGUGCUGGACAUCCUGGACUACAGCCCCGUGCGCGACGCCCUCGGCGCCCUGCCCAGCGACCCCCCGGCCUGCGGCACGGCCGGCCCCGCGGCCUGCCUCAACCGCCACGAGUUCGGCCGCGUGGUGGAGUCCAGCAUGCCGCUGCUGUCCCGCGCCUUCCGCGGCAGGCUGGCCAUCGCGGACUUUGACGAGUUCUGCCUCCGCCUGCGCACCAUCUUCGAGCGGUGCAGGGCCAACGAGGGUGGCGAGGGCUCCAGUAAGCCGUUGACGUACGCGCUGUGCCUGGAGCACCUCGGCGCCGAGGUGGUGCACCGGUACGUCGGCCAGGAGCCGAGCGGCAGGAACUUCAACGAGCUCGUCCUCGACAGCAACAAAAGACCACACAACCCCAUGGUCAACUCGGGCGCCAUCGUGCUGUGCUCGCUGCUCAAGGACCUCAUCUACCCCGAGAUGACGUCAGCGCAGAAGUUCGAGUACACCUUGCACUUCAUCCAGCGGAUGGCGGGGGAGGAGAAGCUGGGCUUCAACAACGCCGUGUUCGUGUCGGAGAGGGACGCGGGCGACCGGAACUACGCACUGGCCUUCCUCAUGAGGGAGCACGACUGCUACCCGAGGCGCGGCCGCCUGCGCGUCGUCAUGGACCUCUACUUCCAGUGCUGCGCCAUGGAGACGACGGCGGACUCCCUGGCGGUGAUCGGCGCCACCCUGGCCAACGGCGGCGUGUGCCCGCUCACGGAGGAGCGCGUGCUCAAGGGGGAGCCGGUGCGCGACGCGCUCAGCCUCAUGCACUCGUGCGGGAUGUACGACUACUCGGGGCAGUUCGCCUUCAAGGUGGGUCUAGCGGCGCGUCCUGUUCCGGAGGCUGUCCCGCUCCAGCCCAGCAGAUGGCCCCGGCCUUGUCCUUCAUCACGACUCUGCAGUGCUCUGCAGUCCGCGGCGUUGCCACGUGGACGGAGGAAAAAUACACUGUUAGCUACGCCACUGCUGGCUCCGCUCUCUUUCGUCCUCCCGUCCGCCGCGGGCCGGCCGUGGCCAGCUGAUCAAAUCUGUCGGGAAAAGCCACACGCUGCCCGUCUGUCUGUCUGUCUGCCUGCCUGUCUGUCCGUCGCGCCGUGGGAAGUGAACCCGACAAGUCCAACCAUUUCCACAUUGAUUUAGCCGUCACCUGUCGACGGCCGACGCGCGGCGCCGCGCUAGAGCGCGCCACUCGCACCCACACACCUUUCAAUCUGCAUUCUCGAUGCCCGAUCGGACAAGUGCACCCGGAAAGGAGAGGGAGUGGGGGGGACUUCCCCGCGGCGUGCGCGUGGCCGGCCAAUUCGGGACGGUCGCGGUGUCGCUGCCCCCACGUGUUGCUUCCCCGGCGCCCUGCAGUCU
Messenger RNA from Thrips palmi, 1728 nucleotides. Its product is annotated as glutaminase kidney isoform, mitochondrial-like. The transcript has 8 exons. Gene Ontology annotation, molecular function: glutaminase activity. Gene Ontology annotation, biological process: L-glutamine catabolic process. NCBI's taxonomy places the organism in Eukaryota, Metazoa, Arthropoda, Insecta, Thysanoptera, Thripidae. The record is from RefSeq and is a predicted model, not a curated record. The coding region runs from base 1 to 1509 and encodes 502 amino acids.